Molecule: messenger RNA, 1629 nt
Organism: Ipomoea triloba (trilobed morning glory)
Lineage: Eukaryota; Viridiplantae; Streptophyta; Magnoliopsida; Solanales; Convolvulaceae
Product: ankyrin repeat-containing protein At2g01680-like
Exons: 2
Coding region: 70-1473 (467 amino acids)
Cellular component (GO): plasma membrane
Molecular function (GO): protein phosphatase regulator activity; protein phosphatase 1 binding
Source: RefSeq, a predicted model, not a curated record
UCUUGUGUAGUUGUGUGCAGCUUUCAUUUCUUGUUUUAGCUAGCCUCCAUCUUCUGAAAAAUUGAAAGAAUGGUUUUCGAAGUUGCACUAAAAGGAGAUGUAGAAAGCUUAAAGAGGCUAUUAGAUGAAGAUCCUCUGGCUCUGGAGAGAAGCAUGGCUAGUGUUUACUCCGACACACCACUGCAUGUGGCAGCGAUGCUGGGAUAUGAGGAUUUUGCCAAUGAAAUCCUUAGGAGGAAACCCCAACUAGCCAAAGACUUGAAUUCCAAUCAAUCUUCGCCUCUUCACCUCGCGGCUGCUAUGGGGCACGCGGGAGUGGUUAGAUGUUUACUGUUAGCUGAUCGCGGGAUGUGUAAGGCUCGUGAUAGAGACGGGCUCACUCCCUUCCACCUUGCAGCUGUGAAAGGGAGAGUUGAGGUGUUGAAGGAGUUGAUGAUGAGUGAUGGGCAUGAAAUUUGUAGCAAUGAAUUAUUAAGUGAGGUGAUAGCGAUGGAUGGGGAGAAGUUGGGAGAGAGCAUUUUGCACAUGUGUGUUAAGUAUGGGCAGUUGGAGGCUCUGAAAUUUGUUGUGGAGAUGAUAGGAGACGACGACGCAGAUUUUGUGAAUUCUAAGGAUGCUUUUGGUAACACAGUUUUGCAUCUGGCUGUAGAGUAUAAACAAUUUGAGGCUGUGAAGUUUUUGGUCCAACGUAGUAGAAUACAAGUGAAUGCUGAAAAUGGGAAAGGGUUAACAGCAAUGGACACUCUGUUUCAGAGUAGAAAUAAUAAUAAUAAUAUUAAUGUGAAAGAGAUGGAAAUUGGAGAAGCACUAGUUGUGGGGAGGGACAAUAAUUCCAAGGAAUCAGAGAAUUGGGUAAAUGAAAUGCGUGAGGGGUUAAUGGUGGCAGCUUCAUUACUGGCAACAAUGGCUUUUCAGGCUGUUGUUAGCCCCCCUGGCGGUGUACUUCAGAAUGAUGACAAACCUAUCAAGUAUAAGACAAAGUACUGUCUUUUUUUUAGUUUUUUCUAUAAUAAGAAUGAGGAUUGCAGCUUAGAAGAGCUCCCGCAAGAUAAAUGGUUGACUCCUAUAGCAGGAAUAUCUGUGCUGUCUUAUUACCAACAAACUAAUUAUACAGUGUUCAUGGUGGCCAACACGUUAAGCUUUCUUGCAUCUGUGAGUGUCAUACUGUUACUCAUAAGUGGUUUGCCCCUUCAUCGUAAAUUGUUUAUGUACAUAAUGAUGAUCACCAUGUGGGUGGCAAUCACAGCAGCGGCUGUAAGCUAUAUUGCGUGCCUGCAAAUGACUACUAUGCGGUUCAGUUCAGCUUAUUACAUCUUGAUCCUCAUCUGGGCCUGUUUGUUUGCAAUACUUGCAGUGAUUAUUGGUGUUGGGAAUAUAAUUAAGGUUACAGUGGUGGUCAUAAAAUGGUUGCCAAAAGCAUUCAAGACAAGGCGGCCUAACAAGAAUUCAACUUCAAUCAUGUAUCAACCUUAGCUUAAUUAGGAUAUAUUGAGUAGCGCCGCAUCCACAAUCUGAUCUGCACUUGUUUUUAAUUAGUCCAUGUUCAAGGACUUGUAUUAUAGUUUCAUCGCCAGGCCAGCCUGCAUAUUUUCAUUAUAUAUGCAUGUUUGAAUAAACUUUGUUCUUUGA